CUGAUGGAGUCUUCAUGAAAUCGCUGUCUUAGUCAAAAUCAUUCAAAAUAUUCCAUCGAAGCGUUCAACCAGCCUCACUUCGCCAUAGGAAUUAAAGCAAAAAGCUUAUAAACGUCARCACCUUAUCUAGCUAUUGGACCCUUUGGCAUAAUAGGAAGCCAUUAGUCCAAGCUUCUGGCAAUAUCUUUAAGUUAUUAAGAGCCUAGCCAGUGGAACAAAAGUGAGUUCGCGAAAACAUUUAGUGCUUGCUGGAAUCGGAAAGAGAUCGAAGUGAAAAGAUCGAUUGAAAGCGAAGACAGCUGUUCGAUGAGAAUUAACUAAUUCACAGCUUGGAUAUUGUGCGGUAUAUGAAUCAACAAUGUCGAAAUCAAAGCUAAAGUGCCCUUCCAGCUAGAAAAGCUAAAGCAUUCGUCGAGUCCAAAGGGCUAUAACUAGGCGCAGAUGAAGACAGCUCAGGGAUAAAGGCUGGAACGKUAUAUCUUUGUAUCGAGCAGCAAGACAAUUCUUAAUCUCAAGACACAUUACGAACAAGAACCAAUUAAUGUGGUUCGAUAUAAUUUAAAAAGACUUCGUUUUGAAAGCAAUCAAAUUAUGUCCAAUAACUCCAGUAUCACGUCAGGCCCACCAUACAUGCCCCAAUUCAGCAAAUCGUUUAGCAUACCAUCUUUCAUAUUUCUCUUCUUCAUAUUCGUCAUGACAUUAUCUGGUAAUAUCCUAGUUAUCCUKGCUUUCAAAAGCUACCGUAAAUUACGCACCAAGACAAACUACUUUGUAGUCUCACUGGCAAUUGCAGACAUUUUAGUGGCCUUYCUCUCGAUGCCUAUCUGGGGUGCAUAUCUAUUAAUAGGCCCAUACUGGAACCAAGAACUUUUGACCAAGUUCUGGACAUGGGUAGACAUUCUAUGCGGCGUGGCGUCCAUCAUUAACCUGGCUUCAAUCAGCAUUGAACGAUGCAUUUGCAUUACGCGACCGCUGACCUAUCACUCGUUCAUGACCUCAAGGAGAGCGAUAUACAUCAUUUUGGCUAACUGGGCGUGGGCACUUAUAAUUUCAUCAAUAAAGUUAUUCUAUUACGAAUGGCCACGCCCUAACUAUGAAUUGCUCAUUACCAUAUCCUGUUUUUUCCUACCACUGGGCAUAAUGUGCUUUAGUUACCGUCUCAUUUUCAAAGCAGCCAGGUACCAAGCACGUCAAAUUGCACUGGUUGUCAAGGGUAACGUCAAGAACUUUUUACUCUCAACCGAGGUGCGCGCGGCCAAGACUUUGGGCGUGGUCAUGGGUACAUUUAUCAUCAGUUGGGGACCYUUUUUCAUCAUGAACUUAGUGCACGGUUUUUGUAAAGAUAAAUCAUGUGUAAGUCAUGAAGCGAUCAUGGUCGCCAAAUGGAUGCAUUAUAGCAAUUCCUUCUACAACCCUAUAGUGUACGCAUGUAUGAACAGGGAGUUCCGGUCAGCCUUUGCCAAUAUCUUAUUUCGRGGAAAAGCUUGUAGAGAUAGCUCGAACGGAAGUACUUCAAGUAGACGAGGCACUUUAACAGAGCUUAACUACACACUCAAUAACCAUAAGAACCAUUCAGAAGACGGCUUGUGACUGAUGCGUGACGUAUGUGCCUUACGUGACAAAUCCAUCCAACGGUGGAAUGUGUGCCUGAUGUAAAUCUACUGUGACGUAGAUGGCGUGUCAUGUGAUAGCGUGACACAACUUUCCUGGACUGCGCUUUAAAAUACGUGUCUGUCAUUAAGUUCAUUGAGUCUCAGGCUUGACGCACAUGGAAGAUACUCGCUCAAUAUGUGUAUGGUACUUGAUGUGACACUUGUGUGACAUAUSAGCUCUGGCGUGACAUAUGACUAUGACCUGACAAGCUAACAAUGAUUCUCAUAUACUAUUAUUGUCAUUUACAUGGAAGUAAAAGACUUACAAAGGUUGAUAGCUAGACCUCGAGCUAUGUUGAGAAAAGGAGAGGAAAUUAGUAUGUACAUUUCAUAAAAUGAACUGAAUUAAUGAGUUUAACGAUUUAGCGUCAUGCAAUGAAAGAUUCCCCUUUCAAAAGCAUAUGCCAAUAAUUGAACUGUCUUCGACUUUAUUACUAAACGUAAGAAAAUUAAUCUCUUUUCCGAACAGAUACUGAAAUUAUGUAGAUGAGAUAUGGGCAUGCGCAGUGUUCACACGUACAUGCAUCACAGGGAGCACAGGCUCUUCAUCAUGGUGAGAAAGGCGUAUAAACUUAACCAAAUCGGCUGAAACGUCGUCAGGCAAUUUUUGCAUACAUCAAUAGCAGGAUGUAGGAGGUUUGUGCUAUUUCGUUUCAAUUCAAGUGAGAAACUCACGAUUCAAUAACAUCAUAGAAAAUCCGGUAAAAAUAACAGUAAAAUAUACAGGGGAAGGGAGGGGCGGGGUGAUUACAUAAGAACCACUGAUAAAGAGCCUGUGCUCCCUGUGUAUGUACGGCGGAUAUCUGUGAAGCUGCAUAAUAAGUAUUUUUCCUUUAUACGAAAAUUAUCAGUUUUUUUGUGUUUCUCAAUAGGCUUUUAUUUCUAGAGACUUACAGUCUUAUCACACUAUUAUCUAAUUAGAGGAUUGGUUCAGUCAACCCUCAUCUUGAAAUUCCUGGCAAUAGCCUUGAUUCCUGGCAAUAGCCUUGAUUCUAGUGGUUUUGUAUAAUGUUAGUUCUCACAAAUUACGCGGUUUCGAAAGUGUCCGUCGACUACGUGUAAACGUCUGCUUAAUGUGAUGUGCAUCAUGUGAAUUUAACAAGUCGCAAUUAACCUUGCUUUGCGCUUGCCGGCACCAAACAUUAGACAUUAGUUAGAAGAUAUAGUAGAAUACAAGCAGAAAACCUUGUGAGAAAUAGAGGUUAGAUUAGAUAUAGAAAACAAAGUAAUUAACAUAAUUCAGAACAAUUUAGUAAUUGCUUCAUGUGACCGAUAUCGACGUGUCUGCUGGAGCAAGUGAAAGAAAGGUGCAURACAGAAAAAAAGUGCUGCUAGGGAUACAACAUCACAGAAUCCUAUUUUAGUCAUCUGUAGAGCGUUCCUUAGGCAAUUCCUGUGUCUGUAGGCGGUCAGAUUGAUAAUUUUAUACAACUGAAUUAUCAUUACCGCUACCACACGGCCGAGAAAGAAUGAGGCGAGGGAGUACAACUCUCCCUCUUCCUCUCCUUGCCCCUUCCCAGUCCCCMAUAAAAAUCCCUUAGUUUCCAUCCAGGCUCAACACCUUCCGAUACACAGGAAUCCCAUGAGAACAGGAAUUGCCUGACGACUGAGUGGUUGCAUUAACAGCUACAGUUUUUAUUUAAAAUAAUUAAAAGAUGUUUCAUAUACAACAAGGUACAUUUUAACUCGAUUGACUGAGAAAAAUACUUAGGGACUUUUGAAAACAAUUCAUGUAUCACAGAGAUUCGUUCUCUAUUCUAUUUUGGUAGAGUUUAUUGUUCUUAAUGAUUGAAAAACUCAGCAAAGGAAGGAAGGGUGUCUGGCAGACUAGUCUUAUCUCAUGUAAUAUUGUGUUAUUAUGAUAAGAUGAAUAAAUCAAAUUCAAUCUGA
Messenger RNA from Exaiptasia diaphana, 3542 nucleotides. Its product is annotated as dopamine D2-like receptor. The record is from RefSeq and is a predicted model, not a curated record. Gene Ontology annotation, molecular function: neurotransmitter receptor activity; G protein-coupled serotonin receptor activity. The transcript is spliced from 4 exons. Lineage: Eukaryota; Metazoa; Cnidaria; Anthozoa; Actiniaria; Aiptasiidae. Bases 592 to 1590 code for a protein of 332 amino acids. Gene Ontology annotation, biological process: G protein-coupled receptor signaling pathway, coupled to cyclic nucleotide second messenger; chemical synaptic transmission. Gene Ontology annotation, cellular component: membrane; dendrite.